Haliotis rufescens (red abalone) is the source of this 2388-nucleotide messenger RNA. Its product is annotated as glucosidase 2 subunit beta-like. Gene Ontology annotation, cellular component: glucosidase II complex. Gene Ontology annotation, molecular function: calcium ion binding. The transcript is spliced from 16 exons. Gene Ontology annotation, biological process: N-glycan processing. Bases 51 to 1709 code for a protein of 552 amino acids. Lineage: Eukaryota; Metazoa; Mollusca; Gastropoda; Lepetellida; Haliotidae. The record is from RefSeq and is a predicted model, not a curated record.
GUAGCCUCCCUUGUUCAUUUGGCCAAUGGAAAAGCGACAUCUAAUUUCACAUGUUGAGAAAAAUGUCGGCGAUGUCGCUGAGUGUGCUGUCGGUUGUUGUCACAAUUCUUGUCGUAGAAGGCGCCAUUGAGAGACCAAGGGGUGUCCCACUUGCACGAGCAUCACUCUACCAGCCAAGGGCAGGAAAUACGUUUAAAUGUCUGACUUCUGGCACUGAAAUCCCCUUCGAGUAUGUCAAUGACGACUAUUGUGAUUGUGAUGAUGGCACUGAUGAACCAGGUACUGCAGCAUGUCCCAACAUGAAGUUCUUCUGCCAAAACAGAGGUCACGUAGCAGAAGAUAUUUUGUCUUCUCGUGUCAAUGAUGGUAUUUGUGAUUGUUGUGAUGGAUCUGAUGAGUACCAACAGGAGAAGAUUCAAUGUACAAAUACCUGCGAUGAGCUGGGCCGCAAGCGCCGUGAAGAUCUGCUGCGUGAGAAGGAGCUGCGAGAGGCAGGAUUCAACAUCAGAAAACAGUAUGUGGAAGAGGGCUUACAGAAUCUCCAAACCAACAAGGACCUAGUUGAGGAUCUUGAGAAGUCAAAGGAACAACUGACAACUGACAGGGAGGUGCUUGAGGGAAGGAAGAUGGAAGUUGAAUCCCCCGAGAAGGAAGCCAAAGAGACGCAUGAGAAAGCCUGGGAAGCUGUAAAGGCAGAACGGCAGGCAGCUCGAGACAAGCUGAAGGCAGCACAGGCAUUCGAACAGCUGGAUCGCAACAGAGACACAUAUAUAACAAUAGAUGAGAUGUUAUCCCAGUCUUGCUUUGACAAAAACAAGGAUGGAUCUGUGACAGUAGAGGACAUAAAGGAGUACCUAGAGGACCAAGAGCGGAGCACAGAGGAGGAGUUUGUGGAGAAGAUCUGGCCCAACAUCAAGGAGAUCUAUAAGCCCCCAGUGGAGGCGAGUGAAACCAAGGGAGAUGAAGAUGUGACUCCACCAACAGCUACUGAUGCAGUGAAACCCCCCAGUAUUAGCUCUGACAGAAAGCAGGUGCCCCCUCCCCUAGAAGAUAUACCAGAGGGAGGGGCACCUGAUGACAUUGAGGAUGAGGAUGAGGAUGGAAGUGAAGAUGAGGAGGAUGAAGAUGAUUAUAAUAUCCCUACAGAGGAAGAGAAGAAGACUGAGGAGGAGGAGGAGGAGAAGAUGCCAGACUAUCAUGAGGAGACUAAAAGACUUAUUGAAGUGGCAGAUGAAGCCCGUCGUCUGUAUGAUGAAGCUGACAAAAAAGUAAAAGAUGUGGAAUCACAAAUAAGCAAUGCCAAGAAGUACUUAGACAAGGACUUUGGACCAGAAAAUGAGUAUGCUUUCCUGUACAACAAGUGUUUUGAGUACACAGAGAGGGAAUACACCUACAAGUUAUGUCCCUUCGAUAAAGCCUCACAGAGACCAAAGUCAGGAGGAUCAGAAACUAACCUCGGGCUGUGGGGUCACUGGGAUGGGACAUCCAAUGAUAAAUAUUCAGCACAAAAAUAUGAAAAGGGACAGAACUGUUGGAAUGGCCCUGACAGAUCAGUAAAGAUACUGCUUCAGUGUGGGACAGACAACCAGCUGUUAUCUGCUGCGGAGCCCAGCCGCUGUGAGUACCAGUUUGAGUUUGCCACACCUGCACGCUGCACACAUCCAACGCCAGAAGAAUACCAGAUGAAUUCAGGUCAUGAUGAGCUGUAAUAUCCUGAUCUAUACUUUAGAAAAUGUACACCUUUUAUCUGCAAUACAUGAUCAGCAUCUCUCACUUUUAAUUGAAUAUUAUAUAUGUUCUUGUGUCAUUGAGUGUAUCCUGAACCUUUAGUUGUACAGUGUGUUGUAUCUCCGGUCAGUUAUGAUCACUACCCUGGACCCAUUCAUUGACAUGGCUUUGUUUCUCUUUGCCUAGGCACAGAAUUUCUCUUGCUCAUGAGCUUCAAAUCAGCAACAAAUCAGUGUGAUAUUUUGCAAGAUCAAUUUUACAAUUUGUGACCAUGUGUGAAUGAUAUAUUGAUACAUUGAUACAUUGAAUGAAAUGAGAAGAUGUUUUUCUAUGCAAUAAGAGUGGGGAGUAUGCUACCACGAAUUUCAGGAUGUGUUUCAACAUCAUUGUAAUUGGAUGAUUCUUUAUAGUUUUCUGCCAUCUCUACCUAACUGAAACCAAUGUUAUGGUAGGAAAUGGGUGCAGUGUAUUUAUCAUAAUGGUAUGGAGAUAUGAUACACUGGAUGAUCAAGGAUGAAAACUGAUAUAUCAGGUAUGACUUGUCACUCAUAGAGCAUGUCAGUGUAUCAGAUUAAAUGUACAUGUUCAUAAAACAGAUUGUAAGAAUGUUGAAUGUGUAAGAUAUUGUGUGUCUAAAUAAAAUUUCUACAAACUCCCAAA